This is a messenger RNA of Acanthaster planci (crown-of-thorns starfish), 4189 nucleotides long. RefSeq lists its product as uncharacterized. The record is from RefSeq and is a predicted model, not a curated record. Lineage: Eukaryota; Metazoa; Echinodermata; Asteroidea; Valvatida; Acanthasteridae.
UGAAAUUACUGCUGACUGUCCCAGCCAAGCGCAGCACGCGGGAUACUACCCCCAUUUUCAUAGCAACCGCUGCAUCAUUAACAAACUCUGGAGAGAUCGGUAUUAAAUACUGCCCGGUUUGUCGCUCAUUAUUUGUUAUUGCGGGAUUAUACUCGAAAAGAGGAAGUUACUGUCUACUAGAGGACUGCGAUCUGAUUUCAUUUGACCUGGUUUUCAUCGGAACGGAUGAUCACCAUGGAUGUAAAAACAAUGCUUUCUCUCCUUGCUGUAAUAGCGUGUUUUACAGAAACGUAUGCCCAAACAACGGACCAGACAACGGCUACCACACCUGCAGAGGCCACCACGUCGACUACAGUAGGAGAAGACACAACAGCUGUCACAGCAGCCACAACAGAUGCAACAUUAGCAACAGAGGCAGCAACCUUACCAACAGGUUCAACUACCCCCGAAGGAGGUACGGCGACAACAGAAGCGAACAGUGCAACAAAUACAGUAACAGGCACGCCUGGUGCAGGGUCAACUAUCCAUGCAACAACGUCGCGCGAUACAACAGCAAUUUCUCACAGUGGAGGAACGGACGCUCAGACCGCAACAGUUGCUGGCGGUGGGAAAACUACAGCGGCUGGCGGAACAGAAACUUCGGGGACUGCUGCUGCUGCGACCACAGCAACGGAUGGACCAACUGGGGAAGUUGGAACCACGGCAGCUAACGUUGGUGAGGGAACAGGCGCGACAACAGCAGCCACACAGGCAAAUACUGCGGGAGCCAACACCGCAGCUACGCCAAAAGGUGAUGAGGCAACGGUUGCAGCAACCGAGGGAGCGACUGAGGCAGAAGCAACGGGGACUACAGCAACAGGUGCUCAGCCGACGGCUGCAGCAACUGAGACACUGGCCAUGGGGACUGCAGCAACAGGUGCUCAGCCGACGGCUGCAGCAACUGAGACACUGGCCACGGGGACUGCAGCAACAGGUGCUGAGGUAACCACCACAGCAGCUGCCGAUGAGAAGACUACGGUGGCCGUUACUGGGGGGAUUUCAUCAACUACUACUGAUGCAACCUCAGCGGCAGCUGUUGCCUCGACGUCUGGAGGGACAACACCAUCACACACCACAAAACAUGUCACAACUGCAGCUCCUCUUCCGAAGACAUUUGAGUGCAACAUGAGAAUUACCGAGAUUGGCAACGGGCAAGCUAAUUUCACAGAAGACUUGGCAAAUUCAUCCUCCGCCGCAUUCAAAGAACUGAGCGAGAAAGUGUGCACUGCAGUCACAGCUGCUACAAACGAGUCAAGUCUUGCGGUAACAGGUUGCACAGUAACUGAGUUUAAGAGUGGCAGCGUGGUGGCGGUCUACCAACUAGAAUUCCCGCCAGAGUCGAGUGUGACUUCGACUGUACUGCUUGAGAAGAUAAAAGAAGCGUUUGCUAACUCGACCGACCCACUCAUCAAGCAGUUUGGGGUGGACCUAGAGUCGAUCAGGGCCGUAGAAAUUCUACCGACUACCCAAGCCCCUGUUAUAACUACCGGUGCCGGCACUGUAACACCAACAAAAGGUCAGCCUGCGUCUAUGGACGGACUCUCCCCGGGGGCUAUCGCUGGUAUCGUGGUGGGUGCGGUCCUAUUGGCACUAAUCCUCAUGGUAGUCGUGGUCUUCGUCGUGAUGAAGAUGAAAGGCAGCGGAGCCAAAGUGGCCAGCGAGGACACCAAUCCCCAGCCAGCCAGUCACCACGAGUAGCAACAAUGGCAGAUUUCAGCGUGCCUAUAUAUAGCGGUGGAUGAACUUGUCCCAAUAAUAUAGAGAUUCGUGCCUAGGGCCUGUUUACACGGAAGAGCGACGACAAAAGGUGGCAAUGUGAUAUGCGCUGCCGGGGUAGGCCUACUGUUCAUUCACACACAAUGAAAAAAACAUUCUGUUUUCAAAUCAUUAUGCUAAUGACAUUCAGCAAGUAAUGGAUCUUUUCGCUAAUAAAUUCGUAAUUAUGCGCUCAUAUCAUGAGCAUAAUGGGUCAGGAGUCAGCUGCUUAUUGAAAAUGUAGACUUCUGCAACAUUUUCUCUCUGGUUCUGCAAAAGUAUUCACUUCUUUUCUUCAGAUUGGCGUCCCCUUGCAACUAGCAUUCCGUAUACCCUUAAUUCCAAGUAAAUUAACAACCUAUCUAUCCAUGUAGCCUUAUGGCUGCCUUGCCUAAUCAUAUUGCAGAUGGGGAUUCCGUCCAAAGAUGAGUUCGUUCAGAAUCGAGACUGUUUUGUUGUGACAACUGCAUGGGGCAAGUUGGGGUGGAUAGGGGUGGAUGGGGAAGGACAACACCAGAUCGAACCGGUGUUAGGACCAAGAACCGAGGGCAGGCGCAAAGAGGCAUUGAUCAUUUAUGGCUGUUGGAAUUAAAAACGAAUGCACACACUUCAUAUCCUUGAUUUGAGCUUGUGCACUUAUUAGAAGUAAUCCCUGUUUAGACCAGCGUGCACAUUGAACAUGUACAACACCGCAUAAAAAGUUAUAGUGCCUUUCCCUUUACAACAUUUCAUUUGAAACUAUUUUUGUGUACAUACAUUCAAGUCCGCUGUUGGUUUUUGAGUUUGAAACUUUAUUACUGUGGCUAUUUUAAAACAGUUGUAUGGUAGCAUAGCACAACAUACAUGUAUUUGGAAAAAGUAUCAUAAAUUAACUUUUACGAAUAUAAAAAUUGAAAGAUGAAAUCAUAAUAUGAAGUUCGAUUUCAUCGGUCAAUUAAAUCACCGAAACAACCCUGAUUUUUAUUACAAACUUCAUAAUGAGCUACUUUGCGUGAAAAAAGUCAUUCAUGGAAACCCAGAGACUUUUUGAUGAGCAAAACAUUGAUUUUUUUGGGAUGUUCAUAAGUGUGGAUGGGCAUGCUUAGAAACGUUUGACACAUAACAUAAGGAUCCCUGUGAAAUGCGAUGUCUGUUGUCUUUCAUGGGCUACCGUACAUGUACAUUGUGAGUCAAAAAUGCAACUAGAAUACCCUGGAAUCUACUUCAAGAGAAUUCCGUUGAGGAAAAUGAAAUCGGUCUAGAAAAUAUUUUCAUUAAUUUACAUAAAAAGGGAUGUUGUCAUAAUGCUCUAAAUGAAAGCUAGUUUCGUUUGUAUAUACAUUGUAAUGCCACGCAAACUUAAUGGACAGUCGGGUUAGGGGCAACAGGGGUUCUGCCCCUCCCCUAAAAAGAGCUCCCUUUUUGUUAAGAGUUAAUUGAAAAAAAUUGCAAUAUGUCGGUAUGUUCAUUUUUCUUCCUUCUAGAAGGUUGUAAAAAAGUCUCAUCAUUUAGAAAAGCCAUGAAAGAUUACAUUUAACAAAUGGCCCCCGAAAACAAUUUGGACCCCAAGAAGGUUGUUCUGGAUUCGCCCGGGAUACUACUUUGUAAAUAAUAUUAUGUUUAUCUAAUUAGAUAGGUGAAAGAUGUUGCAAAUAUAAACAGAGUCUUUAUCUAUGAGAAGUAUUUUGAUAUGAAAGAUAUUUAGGAAUACCUUUGGAAUAAUGCAGCUUUCCUUAAAGCCAUUUCCUUUUCCCUCGAAACCCAAAGUGUUGCUUGUUUUGUGUGUGAUGCAGCAUUCCAAAAUGUGUAAAUUCAUCCACAGUUUUGAUGCAGUUUUACAGACGUAUGUACGCUGGAUUUGUCAUCUGUUUUUCCACGUUAUUGGUACUAAAAUUUCAUCAUUUUUCUCAGAAACAGGAAAUUCAAAGAUAAAGUAUUUCAGUGACACAGAGUUCGUGGUCAUCUGGGAAGCACGGAAACUGCGCAAUAAUCAGUUUUGGAAACAAAACUUUAAUGAUGUUAUUUCUUAGAAACAUGAAAUUCAGUGAGAAACCAGUCCAACAGUGACAAAUGUGCCGCAGGUGAGAGGGCUCAGUAGCAGACGGAUGGCAUGUCCACCAUUGCUGACGACCUCAGGUGGUAGCUGCAGGGCUCUACCUUACACCUGGCUGGAUGAACUCCGUGUGUCGACGUUUAUCAUUGAAUAUCGCAACAAAUUAUCGAGUAAAAACGGGCAAUUUAUAAUUCCGUACAACAUUGAUAAGAUAAACAGAGGAAAACCAAAAUACCAAUGUCUUUCGAUGCCUUUUGCACUCUUCAUAGAUGAUUCAAGAAUUGAUUGGUGUUGAAAAUCGUAUACUGUCUUAGAGUAACACCUGUGACAUAUAAGUUAAUAAAGUAUUUUACCCAAAACUCA